Molecule: messenger RNA, 1675 nt
Organism: Nicrophorus vespilloides
Lineage: Eukaryota; Metazoa; Arthropoda; Insecta; Coleoptera; Silphidae
Exons: 6
Coding region: 1-1467 (488 amino acids)
Source: RefSeq, a predicted model, not a curated record
AUGGCCGAUGAUAUUGACAUAACCGAUGCCGACUAUACUCAGUACGCCGAGGCUAUUCAAUACGCCAACGAUACUGAAUUACCUGAUGUUACUGAAUACAUCGAUAGUACUGUAUAUGCCGAUCGUACUGUUUACGCAGAUGAUACUGUAUACGCCGAUGACACUAUAUACGCUGAUGAUAUUGAGUACGCCGUGAACACAGUGGAAACAGAGUACGUCGUAGAAACUGAAUACGUCGAAGAUACUGAAUUCACAGAGGAAACUGUGAUCUACGACGGCGAAACCAUCGAUGAUGAGGAAACCAACGAUGAUCAGGAAACCAUCGAUGAUCUGGAAACUAUUGAUGAUCAGGAAACUAUCGAUGAUCAAGAAACUAUCGAUGGUCAGGAAACCAUCGAUGACGAGGAAACCAUCGAUGAUGAAGAAACCAUUGAUGAUGAGGAAACCAUCAAUGAUACACAAGAAACCAUCAAUGAUACGGAAUAUAACACCAAUGAUACAGAAUAUAUUACCAAUGACGCUGAAUAUAACAUCAAUGAUGCAGAAACUAUGCAGUUUAAUAAUAUGAUCUACGAUAACGGUGAACUUGUCGGGUAUACAGAUGACUCCCAAGACGAAUUUAAGAUCAGCCCAUAUCAGCCGUUCGAAGAUGUCGGCUAUUUGAAAUCAAGGAUGGAGAGACAACCUGUGGCUUCUGAUUUUAAGAUGUGUGCCGCUUUCGCAGCUGUCAAUACUAAGCACAUUAUUGCAGCAUUGCAACCGUUCCCGGAAUAUUUUGAUCCUCAAAACUCAUAUGCACAGUUCAAUAUGCAACGCAUACUAAAUAGAAUGCCAAGUUUUGAUGAAAUCGAUUGGCAUAGGUUGCCACGUGAUCAGUACUAUCUUUUAGAUUGGAUUGUCAAUCAAGAUUUAGAGAAAGAAUUGCAGCACGUGACGAUUGAAAGUGUCGGCAACCAGUAUUUACACAGCCAGUUUGCUAUAUGCAAACCAGAUCUGGUAUUCCGCGUACACUAUGCUAAGAAACGGGAAUACGACUGGUUACACUCGAUCAUAGGAGAGAGUUUAUAUUUUGGUUACCAUGGUACUUCUUUGAGUCACGUUCAUUCUAUCUUGUCCAAGGGACUGGGUGCAUUUAUGAACUUCAAUGAUCCUAAUGACAUCUACUCUAAUGGAUUCUGGAUUUGCAAGGACCUUCUGGGUGCUCGUAAGAACGCUCCGAUGCAAGCGACUUGGCCACUGACCAAGACUUACAAGAGUCUCUGCAUUGUUUUCGUCGUUGAAAUCAUUACCGAAGAUGAUGAUAGGCCAUUAGUCACUGAAUAUAAAUGCAUGCCGUUCUAUAAGACCAACGAUUUUAGUCACAUGAGAAUCAAAUAUCUGUUGGUCUUCUAUGAUAAACCAGGGGUUCAAGCGGAACUCGACGCCAAGGUGGAAAUCGCUACAAGUAUGCGUUACAUAAUCUUGUAAGCACAUACGACUUCAAGCAGAUCUGCAUAUUUUCGUUUCAAAUUAUUAUAUUUAGUUAAGAAAUAGCGGUCCUUUACUUAGCGAAGCCUAAAUGUUGUGAGAAUCGAUGUUACUAAUACUUAAAAUAGUCGUAGUGAAAAAUAGUAUUAACUAAAUGUCUGAAAUAAACUUGAUGUAUUAUUAAAUUAAGUGAAGCUAAAUACCAAAU